AUGGCUCAUGCAGCACAUGUACUGCUGCUGCACCGCUUCAUGCCCAUAGACCUGUGGGCUCUGGGUGAUCAGUAUGUGAAAGAUGAGUUCAGGAGACACAAGAGCGCAUUGGCUGAAGAGGUCACGCGCUUCAUGGCGGAAUGGCAGAACUACAAAGACACCCUACAGACGCAGGUGCUGGAAGCGGUGGGAAACAAGAAGUUGGCAUUUGGCGCUGAUUUAUCAGAAGAGAAACUCAAAGACUUUCAAGACGAGCAGAUCGGACACCUUUACGAGCUUAUGCUUGAGUCCACAAAACCCAACCGGCAGUUUGAUAUUCAAGACGAGGGAAUACCAAAGUAA
Sinocyclocheilus rhinocerous is the source of this 342-nucleotide messenger RNA. Its product is annotated as succinate dehydrogenase assembly factor 3, mitochondrial-like. The record is from RefSeq and is a predicted model, not a curated record. Gene Ontology annotation, cellular component: mitochondrion; mitochondrial intermembrane space. Lineage: Eukaryota; Metazoa; Chordata; Actinopteri; Cypriniformes; Cyprinidae. The transcript has 2 exons. Bases 1 to 342 code for a protein of 113 amino acids. Gene Ontology annotation, biological process: succinate metabolic process; mitochondrial respiratory chain complex II assembly.